GCGGGACGGCCCUCCGUCUCCGCAGCACCGCCCACCCGCCCAAUUAGCAGCCCGUGGGUGGAGAAACGCAAUCAGAAGUGACUACAGCUGUCCCACAGUGUCCUCUCCCAGUCUGCCCCAGACUCCGCACAGACACACACAACCCCUGAGACGGGAAGGUGAGGGUUCCACAACCAACAUGACUGAACGCUACGACUGCCACUACUGCAAGGAGUCCCUGUUUGGAAAGAAGUAUGUCCUGAGAGAGGAGAACCCCUACUGUGUGAAAUGCUAUGAAAGCCUCUACUCCAACUCCUGUGAGGAGUGCAAAAAGUCUAUUGGCUGCAACACCAGGGACCUGUCCUAUAAGGACCGCCACUGGCACGAGGACUGCUUCGCAUGCUUCCAAUGCAAGCGCCCCCUGGUGGACAAGCCCUUCUCAACCAAGGAUGAACAGCUGCUGUGCACCGAGUGCUAUUCCAAUGAAUACUCCUCCAAGUGCCAUGAUUGCAAGAAGACCAUCAUGCCAGGCUCCAGGAAGAUGGAGCACAAGGGUAACAGCUGGCACGAGACUUGCUUCACCUGCCAGAGAUGUCAGCAGCCCAUCGGCACCAAGAGCUUCAUCCCCAAGGAGAACCAGAACUUCUGUGUGCCCUGCUACGAGAAGCAGUUUGCCAUGCAGUGUGUGCACUGCAAGAAGCCCAUCACCACCGGUGGGGUGACCUACCGUGAGCAGCCAUGGCACAAGGACUGCUUCCUGUGCACCAGCUGCAAGCAGCAGCUCUCUGGCCAACGCUUCACCUCCCGGGAUGACUUUGCCUACUGCCUCAACUGCUUCUGCAACCUGUAUGCUAAGAAGUGUGCCUCCUGCACUACCCCCAUCAGCGGGCUCGGAGGCAGUAAGUACAUCUCCUUUGAGGAACGCCAGUGGCACAACGACUGCUUCAACUGCAAGAAGUGCUCCGUGUCUCUUGUCGGUCGCGGUUUCCUGACCGAACGUGAUGACAUCCUAUGCCCUGAAUGCGGAAAGGACAUCUGAACUGACCUAGGGCGUGUAAGAGAUGGGGAGUGUCUGUUUAGAUGACCAUAUAAUGACGCAGGAACAAUGAAGGUACAUUCUAUCUGAACAAAGCUUAUUUACUUUCUGCUAUUGUCAAUGUACAGUAUAUAUGAGCUACUAGAAUUAACCUAAUUUAAGUUAAGCAUAGCCUUUAUUUUAAGAUGAGAUUUGAGUGCAUGAAUACAAUACACUGCGAAUCAAAAACGAGCUUAUAAAAAUAGAAGUUAGAAAUAAAUGAAUGUGCUUUAAAAAAGGUAUUCCUCUGUGUUGCCCUUAGGAGAAUAUGGAAGAUUUGCAAAUGUAUGCUUUUCAGUAAAGACAGAUGUUGAAUGGCUAAUGCUCUCUGCAUGCAGCAACUUGAUACUGUGUUGAUGAAUUUAUGACUUGAAUUUGCAUGACUGCUGUUAUAAUCAAUAAAAAAUAUAUAUAU
Messenger RNA from Gadus macrocephalus (Pacific cod), 1469 nucleotides. Its product is annotated as four and a half LIM domains protein 2. The transcript is spliced from 6 exons. Gene Ontology annotation, molecular function: transcription coregulator activity. Gene Ontology annotation, cellular component: nucleus; Z disc. Lineage: Eukaryota; Metazoa; Chordata; Actinopteri; Gadiformes; Gadidae. The record is from RefSeq and is a predicted model, not a curated record. The coding region runs from base 179 to 1018 and encodes 279 amino acids.